AUUAUGCAUCAUAGAUUCAUCAGAGAUUCAUUUUGGGGCAGACUCGCAUAUCACCUCUCGGGCCAUAAACUUUUAAACCACAAAGAGGAUAGACCAGAUUAUGUUAUACCCGAAAAAUAUCUUCCCGGAUAUCAAAGUAAAGCUGCUGAAAUAGUGGUAGAAGAGGAACGGAAUGGCGAAUCAUCUUCUAUUUCAUCGGGAGAAGGGAAAGAAGUCGAGAAAAUUAACGAACAAAUUAUAGUGGGCUGGGAUGGUGACGAUGAUCCUGAAAAUCCAUAUAAUUGGCCAUUGUACCAAAAGGUGUUCUUUGUUUUCGAAAUUGCCUUCUUGACUACAUCUGUUUACAUGGGUUCAGCUAUCUACACACCAGGAAUUGAGCAAAUCAUGGAAGAAUGGGGAAUUGGAAGAGUACGUGCUACUUUACCACUUACUCUUUUUGUUAUUGGAUAUGGUAUUGGACCAAUGGUUUUGUCCCCCUUAUCAGAGAAUGCCGUCUUUGGUAGAACUAAUAUUUACAUUAUCACACUUUUCAUAUUCUUCAUCUUGCAGAUUCCAACUGCAUUGGCACCAAACAUUGCUUCGUUGUGUGUACUUCGGUUCCUUAGUGGGUUUUUCGCUUCUCCAGCAUUGGCCACUGGUGGUGCAUCGGUGGGUGAUGUGAUAUCCUUGCCAUAUAUCCCAGUUGGAAUUGCCAUUUGGUCGAUUGCUGCAGUCUGUGGUCCUUCUUUGGGUCCUUUGAUUGGGUCAGUGUUUGCCCAAUUAAUCGGAUGGAGAUGGACUUUUUGGUUCAUGCUUAUUAUUUCCGGUGCUUGUUUCUUGGUACUUGGAUUCUUCUUACCAGAAACUUACCUGCAAACUUUACUUUACAGAAAGGCUAAGAGAUUAAGAGCUGUCACUGGAAAUCAAAAUAUCACUAGUGAAGGUGAAAUUGCAAAUCUGAAGUUGACUACCAGAGAAGUUGUAAUUGAUAUCUUAUGGAGACCUUUUGAAAUCACAAUCUUUGAACCUGUUGUAUUGUUAAUCAACAUUUACAUCGCAUUGAUCUACUCCAUCAUGUAUCUUUGGUUUGAAGCUUUCCCUAUUGUUUUGGUUGGAACUUAUCACUUCAAUUUAAUCGAAAUGGGUGUGAGUUACGUUGGUAUUAUGAUUGGUAUCUUAUUGGGUGCUCUCAUUUACGUUCCAAUUAUCUACCAAAAGUUUACAAAGAAGAUGCUCGCAGGUGCUGAAGUUACACCAGAAGUUUUCCUCCCUAUGGCUAUUUUUGGCUCAGUUCUCAUGCCUAUUGGUAUUCUUAUCUUUGGUUGGUCGGCAAGUCCAGACACUCAUUGGAUUGGUGCCAUUAUUGGAACCGUCAUAUUUGCCAUGGGAGCUUUCUGUGUAUUCCAGACUUUGUUUAACUAUCUUUCUAUGUCUUUCUGGAGAUAUUUAGCCUCUGUUUUUGCUGGUAAUGAUUUAUUCAGAUCAGUUACAGCAGGUGCAUUCCCAUUAUUUGGGGCUCCUUUAUUCGAAAACUUAGGAUCUGAAAAAUUCCCUGUUGGUUGGGGUAGUACUUUAUUGGCUUUGAUCUGUGUUUUGAUGAUCGCUAUCCCAGUUUUAUUCUACCUUAAUGGCCCUAAGUUGCGUGCCAGAUCGAAGUAUUCAGGCUUUUAA
Molecule: messenger RNA, 1650 nt
Organism: [Candida] anglica
Lineage: Eukaryota; Fungi; Ascomycota; Pichiomycetes; Serinales; Debaryomycetaceae
Source: the annotation of a GenBank genome assembly